AGUUCCGUAACGUAUUAUGGUAGUAGUGCAUCUAUAGCCUACAUCCUCCCCUGCAUUCCUUUGCAUGCAUAUAAGUAAGCCGGCAAGCAUAAUCCGAAUUGUAUUUAAACCCCCAUGUCUUACCCGACUCUUCGGGAUAGGUAUAAGAUCUUGCUUGGCUGUUCUAUUCUUGAUCGCCAAGAAAGAAAUCGACACACCCCUUUAAUAGUUGCACUGCCGACUUUCCAAGAUGCCCCCCGUCAACUCGGCCGUUGUACUAGGGGUCCUGGGUCUCAUCCGUAAUGCUGUGGCAUGCUCCGGUUGUUCGGGCUCGGUAGGUCACGUCGUCGAACACGUCCGACAUGUGAAGCGUAUGCAGCCCGAUGCGAUAAAUGCUACCUACGGACCCACGAGGGCUCUAGAGUGGGGCCAACUGAACUUCCUACAUACCACUGAUACACACGGAUGGUUAGAGGGUCACCUUAAGGAAGCCAACUAUGGCGCCGAUUGGGGUGACUUUGUCUCCUUCUCGACUCGCUUCAAGGACCAAGCCGGCGACAUGGGUGUCGAUCUACUUCUAGUUGAUACCGGUGAUCUACAUGAUGGCGCCGGGUUGAGUGACGCUACCACACCCGACGGCGAGGUUUCGAUGAAGAUAUUCGACAAGGCCCAGUAUGACUUGCUAACUAUUGGUAACCACGAGUUAUAUCUCGCCGAUGUUGCCUACCAAGCUCUGGAUGAGAUAUCGACAUAUUGGGGCGAGAAAUAUCUCACGUCCAACGUUCAGAUACUCAACCAGCAGACGAAGGAGUGGCAGUAUAUCGGUAACACGCACCGAUACUUCACUGCUAAGCAUGGGCUUCGAAUCAUGGCCUUUGGCGUGUUAUUCGACUUUACUAGUAACACGAAUGUCUCUAAAGUCAUCCCUGCAAAGACUAUGGUUACGCAGAAAUGGUUUCUAGAUGUCCUUCAUACCCCGGAGCCCGUAGAUAUCUUCGUCGUUCUAGGUCACAACCCUGCCCGACCGACUGAUAAAGCGAGCACUUUCCCUAUUGUCUUUGACGCGAUUCGGGCGGUACAUCCGGAUACCCCUAUUCAGUUUAUCGGAGGCCAUAGUCAUAUUCGGGAUUUUGCUGUCUACGAUAGUAGUAGCACAGCGCUUGAGUCAGGCCGAUAUUGCGAAACACUCGGUUGGCUCUCGAUGUCGGGAUUCGACAGUAAAAGUAGUGGCCCUGCUGGUGUCCCUAACCCAACUCGCAAAGCAACGCAAAAUUCUACUUCUCCGUUCGUAUACUCCCGUCGCUACCUUGAUUGGAAUCGUAGAACCUUCGAGUACCAUGCUGCGACGUUGUAUAAUAAAAGCCUCGACUAUCAUAGCGGCUUGGCCGUUACAGAGGAUAUUACGAAGGAUAGGAAGCAGCUUAACCUCACCGAUGUGUAUGGGUGUGUUCCUCAGGUCAGUCGCCACCGACUCCCGGCCCCCUGA
Messenger RNA from Daldinia vernicosa, 1465 nucleotides. RefSeq names its product Metallo-dependent phosphatase-like protein. The transcript has 8 exons. Gene Ontology annotation, cellular component: cytosol. Bases 230 to 1465 code for a protein of 411 amino acids. Gene Ontology annotation, molecular function: hydrolase activity. NCBI's taxonomy places the organism in Eukaryota, Fungi, Ascomycota, Sordariomycetes, Xylariales, Hypoxylaceae. Gene Ontology annotation, biological process: nucleotide catabolic process. The record is from RefSeq and is a predicted model, not a curated record.